UGAUCAGUACAGACCUACUUUCUGAACUCAUUAGAUCUUCUACCUUUUGGAUAGGAUAUGACAUUUUGAACAGAGAGUGCUUGGAUUGUAAUAAACCACAAACAAACUGUGGACUAGCUCUUUACAGAAUGAGAAACAUCAUUCACUUGACCUUUGGCUUCUUUUCAUGUGAAUCCAGCAAGAUGACAUCUGAAGCUGAGAUGGCGGUUGAGGAGGGCUACAUAUCCCCCCCGCCCAUCCUCCCCUCCACCCGGUGUUCCAUCCACUUGGGAGUCCAGGCGGGGAGUAUGAGGAGGGGGAGCGACGUCCUCUCGACCAGCAGGGGCACGGUGAGGGAGAGGGGCCGUAACCGUAGCUGGCUACUCUCUAGCAUCAUCACGGUCAACGUCCUGUUCCUAGGUAUUGCUCUGGUCAGUGGCAGUGUCUUCAACAACGUCAAGAUCAACACCAUCAACCUGCAGAUCUUCCUCAUCGUCCUCCUCAUCCUCACCACUGCCUGGAUGCUGUACUACACCAUCUACACAUCCAGGGAAGAUCACGCCGUGCUCUACAAGGAUAGUCAUGCCGGGCCUGUGUGGCUCAGGGGUGGACUGGUGCUGUUUGGCGUAUGCAGUCUGAUUAUGGACGUGUUUAAGAUUGCUAACUACGUAGGCUACCUGCACUGUGACUCUGCUGUGAAGAUAGUGUUCCCUGUCCUACAAGCUGUGUUCAUACUUGUCCAGACACACUUCCUCUGGCUCCACGCUAAAGACUGUGUACAGCUACAACGGAACAUAACUCGCUGUGGGCUGAUGUUGACUCUGUCUACCAAUCUGAUGUUGUGGAUGGCAGCAGUCACAGAGGAGUCCCUACACCAGACUGUUGUUCCACCAGAGGACGGCAACAGCACACAUUCCUAUGACAUCAGAGCCUCUGGCGGAUACAGCAGCUGUAACUGCAGCCACUCUGCCUGUGCCGUCUUAGAGAAGGCCUAUUACUACCUGUACCCCUUCAACAUCGAGUACAGCCUGUUUGCCUCGGCCAUGACCUACGUCAUGUGGAAGAACGUGGGCCGCCUGGUAGACGAGCACAACCACCACUCGCUCCAUUUCCGCUUGAAGGACGUGCUGGUGGGGCCUGCGGUCGGGCUGGUCAUGCUGGGGGCGGGCCUGGGAACCUUCGUAAUCUACGAGGUGGACGUGGAGAAUGGGGACCCGGGGAAACGUGACACGGCGCUGAUGAUACACUACGUGAUGAACACGGUGGCUGUGACGCUCAUGUCCGUCUCGACCGUGGCUGGUUGCGCCAUCUACCGGCUGGACCAGAGGGACCACGUGUCGGGGAAGAACCCCACACGGAGCCUGGAUGUAGGCUUGCUGAUCGGCGCCUCAAUCGGACAGUUCACCAUCUGUUAUUUCACCAUCGUGGCUGUGGUGGCAACGGGGGCCGAGGGCCACCUCAACGCUCUCAACCUGGCUGUCUCCCUGCUCACUGUGAUCCAGCUCUGCCUGCAGAACAUCUUCAUCAUCGAGGGCCUGCAUCGCGAGCCCUUCCACGAAGACAUGCACCAGGCCUCUGUAUUCACAAACCCAUACGUCCUUCAAGCCCAAGCCCAUAGAGACAUACACAACCUCCCAGGGACAUUCAUGGAGACCAAGACGUCCCCGGCCCUCACAGUUCACAGUAUGCAUGUUGCUCCUUCUGCUCCUUCUGGUUCCCCCCUGCCUCAACGCCAUAGGCUGACAUGGAAGAGGAGGGCCCUGAAGGAGAUCUGUGCAUUUCUGCUGCUCUGCAACAUCCUUCUCUGGAUCAUGCCGGCGUUUGGCGCCCGCCCUCAGUUUGACAACACGAUUGGAGCAGAGUUUUACGAGUUCACCAUGUGGGUGGCUGUUGUGAAUAUCGGACUUCCUUUCGGAAUCUUUUACCGUAUGCACUCAGUCGCCAGCCUCUUUGAGGUCUUCCUAACCUCAUAAGCUGGAAAAUUACAGAAACCAUUCUGAACUAUUUUUUGUAUAAUAUUAUUUAUUAAAUAUAAUUAAAAAAUAUAUUUUAUUCCCACAACAAAUACAAACGUAUACAUAUGAACAACCAUUUACAGACGCACACAAACAACAACUACAUCUCAUCUGCUCAGACCUGCAUGCUCACAUGCCCAUCC
Salvelinus fontinalis (brook trout) is the source of this 2137-nucleotide messenger RNA. Its product is annotated as proton channel OTOP2-like. Bases 129 to 1952 code for a protein of 607 amino acids. Gene Ontology annotation, molecular function: proton channel activity. The record is from RefSeq and is a predicted model, not a curated record. Gene Ontology annotation, biological process: proton transmembrane transport. Lineage: Eukaryota; Metazoa; Chordata; Actinopteri; Salmoniformes; Salmonidae. Gene Ontology annotation, cellular component: membrane. The transcript has 6 exons.